AUGGCGACCGCUAGCGAGCCAAAUACCUUAGGGUGUCACAACCUCCAUGUGGAUUACGUUAUCAAUUACACCUUUGGCGAUACAAAGCAAGCAAAUGCAAUUGAGCAGCUAGAGGAGCUGCUCCGUGCUCUCUCCCAGGUCGGCCUUCAAACUGAGGUCAGACAGGGUGAUGAAUCGUCGCUUCUUGUUUUCGUUCGAGCUUCACAGAAGCAGCUGAAUAAGGCGGUGUACCGAUCGCGAGUCCGUGACUGGCUGUAUGGAAUUCGCAAUGCAGAACCUGAAACGACUGGCGCCAUUGAACCUCAGACAGAGGCGGAGCGGUUACGAGUGAUUAGCUAUAUGAUUACGCUCCCCGUCGAAGAAGGCGGCGCCGGCAUCACCCCAAAGCACGGGCGCUGGAAGAACGUCACGGAUAUAUUCCCAUUGCACGACGAAGAAACCAACAAACAAUGGAUCCGUGAAUGGAGCCAAAAAACCUUUCUGUCGGAGGAGGACCUGGAUCAAGUGCGAAACAAGUUUGGAGAGAGUGUUGGAUUUUACUUCUCAUUCCUCCAGUCGUACUUUCGCUUCCUUAUAUUCCCCGCCUUAUUCGGCUUUGGAUGCUGGUUCUUGCUGGGUGGAUAUUCAACGGUCUACGCAGUUGUCAACUCGCUAUGGUGCAUUAUUUUUGUCGAAUAUUGGAAGCGUCAGGAGGUGGACUUGAGUUGCCGAUGGCAAACUAAAGGCGUUUCUGCCGUUCGAACUCAUCGACGAGAGUUCAAGUCUGUAAAGGAAGUCCAGGAUCAAACCACUGGCGAAGUCCGUGGGAUAUUUCCCGCGACUACGCGCAUGCAGCGACAGCUUCUUCAGAUCCCAUUUGCGCUGCUGACUGCUAUCGCUCUAGGUGCCAUUAUUGCCACCUGCUUUGCCAUUGAGAUAUUCAUCUCUGAGCUAUAUACUGGUCCUUUGAAGUCUUACUUGGUUUUCAUUCCAACCAUCCUUCUGUCUGCGUUAGUUCCUACUAUGAGUGCCGUACUGACGUCAAUUGCGACCCGGCUCAACGACUAUGAAAACCACGAGACAAAUGAUGCUUACGAUGUUGCUCUAACGCAAAAAAUCUUUGUCAUCAACUUCAUCACCUCUUACCUUCCAGUGUUCCUUACGGCCUUUGUAUAUGUGCCUUUCGCGAGCCUGAUUGUUCCGUAUUUGGAUGUCUUCCGAUUGACUGUCCGGCCCUUCGUGUCCAAGGAACACUGCUCCGUAAAACGAUUAAACUUCCAGAUCGACCCUGCACGUCUGCGCAAUCAAGUCAUCUAUUUCACUGUGACUGCCCAGAUCGUCGGAUUUGCAAUGGAAACCAUCGUGCCGUACCUGAAGCAGCACGCGUUCCGGGAAUACAAAGCGUUCAACAAGAGACGCAAUGGCAGAUUGGAGCGCAAUGGUGACAAGGAUUCACCAGAGCGGCCCAGCGUGGUAUACGACGACCCUCCCGAGGAAGCCAAAUUUCUGAAACGGGUGCGCAAUGAAGUCGAACUGCCAGAGUAUGAGGUAACCGGUGAUCUGCGUGAGAUGUGUAUUCAAUUUGGCUACCUGGCGCUUUUCUCCCCGGUCUGGCCACUCGUCCCGGUAUCAUUCUUUGUAAACAACUGGGUCGAACUGCGGUCGGACUUUUUCAAGAUUUGCAUGGAGUUCCGCCGGCCGACACCACUACGUGCGGAGACUAUUGGCCCCUGGUUAGACACACUUGGCUUCCUCUCCUGGGUUGGUAGUAUCUCUAGCGCAGCUUUGGUUCACAUGUUCAGCGGCAACGCGCAUGGCCCCAAAGGAGAGCCAAACGAUAUCAAGGGCUGGGCACUGCUCUUGACAAUCUUCUUCUCGGAGCAUUUGUAUCUUAUCACCCGUUUUGCUGUACAGACGGCCAUGACCAAGCUCGAGCCCCCAAACGCACGAAAGGAGCGUGCUGAGCGGUUCUUGAUGCGCAAACGAUACUUGGAAUCGACACUCCGCGCCCAAGCAGAAGAUGAGGAGGCAGACGACAACCUCUCCUCGGAGGUGUCGGGACUAACCCGUUCUGCCCUUGAAGACGAUGCUCGACGGACCUCCACACAUGAUACUGACUCUGCCGAGCGGUUCUGGAUGCGUCAGCGCGGCUGGAUGGAGGCUGCAGAGGUUGGCAGCCGUAUCAUCCAGGCACAGGCAACCGCCGAGCACAAGAAAGAGCAGUAA
Penicillium taxi is the source of this 2205-nucleotide messenger RNA. RefSeq names its product anoctamin family protein. The coding region runs from base 1 to 2205 and encodes 734 amino acids. Gene Ontology annotation, cellular component: cortical endoplasmic reticulum. Gene Ontology annotation, molecular function: chloride channel activity. The transcript has 5 exons. The record is from RefSeq and is a predicted model, not a curated record. Lineage: Eukaryota; Fungi; Ascomycota; Eurotiomycetes; Eurotiales; Aspergillaceae. Gene Ontology annotation, biological process: chloride transmembrane transport.